Molecule: messenger RNA, 954 nt
Organism: Rangifer tarandus platyrhynchus (Svalbard reindeer)
Lineage: Eukaryota; Metazoa; Chordata; Mammalia; Artiodactyla; Cervidae
Source: the annotation of a GenBank genome assembly
AUGGGGUAUGAUGUAACCCGUUUCCAGGGGGAUGUUGACGAAGACCUUAUCUGUCCUAUUUGCAGUGGAGUCUUGGAGGAGCCAGUUCAGGCGCCUCACUGUGAGCAUGCCUUUUGCAAUGCCUGCAUCACCCAGUGGUUCUCUCAGCAGCAGACGUGUCCGGUGGACCGGAGCGUGGUGACGGUCGCCCACCUGCGCCCUGUGCCCCGGAUCAUGCGGAACAUGCUGUCGAAGCUGCAGAUCGCCUGCGACAACGCUGUGUUCGGCUGCAGUGCUAUUGUCCGGCUUGACAACCUCAUGUCUCACCUCAGUGACUGUGAGCACAACCCCAAACGGCCUGUGACCUGCGAGCAGGGCUGCGGCCUGGAGAUGCCCAAAGAUGAGCUGCCCAACCACAACUGCAUCAAGCACCUGCGCUCAGUGGUACAGCAGCAGCAGACGCGGAUCGCGGAGCUGGAGAAGACCUCCGCGGAGCACAGGCACCAGCUGGCGGAGCAGAAGCGAGACAUUCAGCUGCUCAAGGCAUACAUGCGUGCAAUUCGCAGUGUCAAUCCCAACCUUCAGAACCUGGAAGAGACCAUUGAGUACAAUGAGAUUCUAGAGUGGGUGAACUCCCUGCAGCCUGCACGAGUGACCCGCUGGGGCGGCAUGAUCUCCACCCCGGACGCCGUGCUCCAGGCUGUCAUCAAGCGCUCCCUGGUGGAGAGUGGUUGUCCUGCCUCUAUUGUCAACGAGCUGAUCGAAAACGCCCACGAGCGGAGCUGGCCGCAAGGUCUGGCCACGUUAGAGACAAGACAGAUGAACCGGCGUUACUAUGAGAACUACGUGGCCAAGCGUAUCCCUGGCAAGCAGGCUGUUGUCGUGAUGGCCUGUGAGAACCAGCACAUGGGCGACGACAUGGUGCAGGAGCCAGGGCUUGUCAUGAUCUUUGCGCAUGGCGUGGAAGAGAUAUAG